Messenger RNA from Megalobrama amblycephala (Wuchang bream), 896 nucleotides. RefSeq names its product membrane-spanning 4-domains subfamily A member 4A-like. The transcript has 7 exons. Bases 84 to 692 code for a protein of 202 amino acids. Gene Ontology annotation, cellular component: membrane. The record is from RefSeq and is a predicted model, not a curated record. NCBI's taxonomy places the organism in Eukaryota, Metazoa, Chordata, Actinopteri, Cypriniformes, Xenocyprididae.
CACACACACACACACACACACAUAAAGAUACACCAUAAGAGCAAUUAUCAUCAACUUAUUUCAUUUCAGGUGAAAACUGCCUAAUGGAAACCAGCAAGAUCAUCUCAACUGACAAAGCUACAGUUGUCAUCCAAGUAAAUCCACAGGUGACACAAAAUACUGUUAUGAGUGAUGAUGGACAGGAGGCCACAGGAGCAUAUCAUAAUACGGCUCUCGCAGAAUUUUUCAAAGCACAACCAAAGGCACUGGGGACUGUCCAAAUAAUGAUUGGAGUGGUGAUUUUCUCAUUUGGUAUUGUACGCACCACAGUCUAUGAUUACAAUGAUAUUUCUGUCAUCAUUGGCAUAACCUACUGGGGAUCCCUUGCUUACAUCAGUGCUGGAUCUCUGUCUGUUGCUGCGCAGAAUAAACUUCACGUGUGUGUGGUAAAAGCCUCUCUUAUAAUGAAUGUGAUCAGUGCCAUGACUGCAGGGGCCGCCAUUGUUCUGAUGUCCAUUGAGAUACAUUUCCACGAACAAAGAUGCAACAAUUAUACUAGAAUAUGUUCAAUGAAGAUUGGGAUCCUUGGAAUGUUUCUGGUGUUCACCAUCCUUCAGUUCAUCAUCUCCAUCUGUAUCUCAGGAUUUGCCUGCAAAGCCACCAGCAACACCGACUCUACAGUGGUCAAUGUGGCACUAAACCAGGGAUACUGAGUCACAGUGAGGAGAUCCUACAGUCCAAACUUUACAAGGAAUUAAUAGCUCAUAUUUUUGCUUCUACGCAAGCUUUUGAUUUUAUUAUUUUUCAACCUGUUCAAGUGUUACAGGAACAGAACAGAAAAAAUACAUAAUAUAAUAUAUAAUAUAUAUAUAGAAUUGAAAAUUGAAAGUACAUCAAAUGACUUGUGUAAUGUUUGU